Molecule: messenger RNA, 5367 nt
Organism: Cynocephalus volans (Philippine flying lemur)
Lineage: Eukaryota; Metazoa; Chordata; Mammalia; Dermoptera; Cynocephalidae
Gene: FAM91A1
Product: family with sequence similarity 91 member A1
Exons: 24
Coding region: 216-2732 (838 amino acids)
Biological process (GO): intracellular protein transport
Cellular component (GO): cytoplasmic vesicle; trans-Golgi network
Source: RefSeq, a predicted model, not a curated record
CUUGGAGCUGCCGAGGCGCCCCAGCCACCCAUUUCCGCUGCUCCUGUGCCCCGUGGCUGGGGCCGCUCUGAGCUGUCGGGAGCCCUGGCCAUGGGGCAUCCCGGGCCUUCCGCAGUGUGAGGUGCGGGGCCUCCCGCGGGCUCCCCUGACAGGCUGAGGGCGGGCAGGCGGGAGGCGUCGUUUCGGUCGCGGCCGCCGCCGCCGGCCUUGGCAUCAUGAACAUAGACGUGGAGUUCCACAUUCGGCACAACUACCCCUGGAGCAAGUUGCCGGCCAACGUGAGACAGAGUCUUGGAAACUCACAGAGAGAAUAUGAAAAGCAGGUUGUCCUGUACAGUAUCCGCAAUCAGUUACGAUACAGAAAUAACUUAGUCAAACAUGUCAAGAAAGAUGAACGCAAAUACUAUGAGGAACUACUGAAGUACAGUAGGGAUCAUCUCAUGCUGUAUCCUUACCAUUUAUCAGAUAUUAUUGUGAAGGGCCUGAGGAUAACACCAUUUUCAUAUUAUACUGGGAUUAUGGAGGACAUUAUGAACAGUGAGAAAAGUUAUGAUUCACUGCCCAAUUUUACUGCUGCUGACUGUCUAAGGCUUCUUGGCAUAGGAAGAAACCAGUAUAUUGAUCUUAUGAAUCAGUGUAGAUCAUCAAAAAAAUUUUUCAGAAGGAAAACAGCCCGUGAUCUUCUACCAAUAAAGCCAGUGGAAAUUGCCAUAGAAGCGUGGUGGGUGGUGCAGGCUGGAUAUAUCACAGAAGAUGACAUCAAGAUAUGCUCUUUGCCUGAGAAAUGCGCUAUUGAUAAGAUCAUCGAUUCAGGCCCUCAACUCUCUGGAUCACUAGAUUACAAUGUAGUACAUAGUUUAUAUAACAAAGGAUUUAUUUAUCUAGAUGUACCAAUAUCUGACGACAGUUGUAUAGCAGUUCCUCCUCUUGAAGGUUUUGUAAUGAAUCGAGUGCAAGGAGAUUAUUUUGAAACUCUACUCUAUAAGAUAUUUGUUUCAAUAGAUGAGCACACUAAUGUUGCAGAGCUUGCAAAUGUCCUUGAGAUAGACUUAUCCCUGGUUAAGAAUGCUGUUUCAAUGUAUUGCCGAUUGGGCUUUGCCCAUAAGAAGGGACAAGUAAUAAAUUUGGAUCAACUUCACUCAUCAUGGAAGAAUGUUCCAUCUGUAAACAGAUUAAAGAGUACUUUAGAUCCACAAAAGAUGCUCUUGUCAUGGGAUGGUGGAGAAAGUAGGAGUCCUGUGCAGGAAGCUUCGUCAGCCACUGACACUGAUACAAACAGUCAAGAAGACCCAGCGGACACAGCCAGUAUAAGCAGUUUGAAUUUGUCUACAGGAUAUACAAAGCGUAUUGCAUUCCUAUUUGACUCAACACUUACUGCCUUUUUAAUGAUGGGAAAUCUUUCACCAAACUUGAAAAGUCAUGCAGUCACAAUGUUUGAAGUAGGCAAACUCUCAGAUGAAUCUCUGGACAGCUUUCUUGUAGAACUAGAAAAGGUUCAGAGCACUGGUGAAGGAGAAGCACAGAGAUAUUUUGAUCAUGCACUUACUCUGAGAAACACAAUACUGUUUUUGCGUCAUAAUAAAGAUCUUGUUGCGCAAACUGCACAGCCAGACCAACCCAGUUAUGGUUUUCCUCUGGAUCUCUUACGCUGUGAAAGCCUUCUUGGUUUGGACCCUGCAACAUGCAGCCGAGUUCUAAACAAGAAUUACACGCUGCUUGUUUCCAUGGCUCCUCUCACCAAUGAGAUCCGGCCGGUCAGCAGCUGCACCCCUCAGCAUAUUGGACCAGCUAUCCCAGAAGUUAGUUCUGUCUGGUUUAAAUUGUACAUUUACCAUAUCACUGGGCAAGGACCACCAUCUCUCUUACUAUCCAAAGGUACAAGACUUCGAAAACUGCCAGAUAUAUUUCAGGGUUAUGAUCGAUUACUAAUAACAUCUUGGGGUCAUGAUCCUGGGGUAGUUCCUACAUCAAAUGUGCUCACAAUGUUGAAUGAUGCUUUAACACAUUCUGCGGUUUUAAUUCAGGGACAUGGUUUGCAUGGAAUAGGAGAAACUGUUCAUAUACCAUUUCCAUUUGAUGAAACAGAACUACAAGGAGAGUUUACUCGUGCCAAUAUGGGUCUUCAUAAAGCAUUACAAAUAUUGAGGAAUAAAGUGGACUUGCAGCAUUUCUGUGGAUAUGUCACCAUGUUGAAUGCUUCUAGCCAACUUGCAAAUAGAAAACUCAGUGAUGCUUCUGAUGAAAGAGGAGAACCUGACUUAGCUUCUGGGUCGGAUGUAAAUGGGAGUACUGAGUCAUUUGAAAUGGUCAUUGAGGAAGCAACUAUAGAUUUGACAGCAAAGCAAAACUCUGGUGCCACAACAGAAGCAGAUUGGGUUCCCCUCGAGCUGUGCUUUGGAAUUCCACUGUUUAGUUCUGAACUAAACCGGAAAGUCUGUAGGAAAAUUGCAACACAUGGCCUUUGCAGAAAAGAAAGCCUUCAAAACCUCUUACAUUCCAGUAGAAAACUCUCUCUACAAGUCCUUAACUUUGUACACUCGUUCCAGGAAGGUGCUUCAACACUGGAUAUUCACACAGAGCCCAGUUUUUCAAGUUUUCUUUCGCAGUCAUCCUAUACUGACAUGGGAGUUCCACUUCCUGCAAAAAACUUAAUAUUUAAAGAUGGUAUCUUGUCAGAAUGGAGUGGACGGUUGCCUUCCUCACUUCUUAUUGCUAAUCUCCAUCUGCAAUAAUUUGGCUGCACCAUUUGUUGCUCACACUUUCUGCCUUUUUUUCUUUCUUAACGUUAAUAGUGUCAGCCACUAAAAAGCAUCCUGCUGCUGUGGUGCAAUUGUUGCUUAAUUGAUAUUAAAAGUUUGGGGAACAUGUUCAUGUUUUCUGAAGUUUUGCUCAUCAUUGCACAUCUCAUUGCAACAAAGUGCUUUUUAGCAGCCAGCACUGUAGUUUUUACUUUGAGACAAUCUGCAUUUCUUUUAUAAAACUAAGGGUAUACUUUAUAGGCUUUAUGAUGACUGUUAUGUUUGUAAGCAGUCACUAUGGAUAUCGCAAUGGUAAUUUUAUAUGUUACUUUAUCAGACAUGAAUGUUGUUUAAUUUUAUAUUUUGUUAGCUAUACUUGGGAUCAAGGGAAGAGAUGGAGCUCUCCCUCUGAAAAGGCUUCUUGGCUCUUAAAGUAGUAAAACCAUAAAACAAUAAACAUCCAGUAUUGAGAGAUGAUAUUAUGGGGCAUUAAAAAUUCCUGUGGGUGUCUGUAAAUUAUGUAUAUCAUUCGAAUAUUGUUGAAGGUUUAUAAAUCAGCAUAGUUAUGUAAAACUUAAUAUUGAUUUAUAAAGUCUUAACUCAGACUAUGAUUCUUCAUUGUCAUCUCGUGAGAAGCUUUGGAAAGCAUUCAGUUUUUAAACCAUGUUUAUACUCAUCUGUAGACUUCUGUUGUCACUUACUUUGGGCUUUAUAUUUUCAUAGAGUCUUUAUGGGAAAAUAGAAUUUAUUUUCCACUCUUGCAGCUGUGUCUGCUGCACAUUCUCACCCUGAUUUAGUUUUUGUUUUGUAGCUUUACGAAUGAUUUGUUUUGGAAAUUGAAUUUGAUGUUUUCAAACCAAGGACUGUGAUUUUACAUUAGAAUUACACAUUAGAAGCAUUCAGGCUAUGUCUUCAGAUCAGAACACUUUAAUGAUAAACCUACUUUGAAGACAUAUUCCUAAGCAAUCUGGACCUUACUUUUAGAGGAAAUGAUGAAAAAUUGAAUAAUAUCAAAGUGUUUCUUAAGUCAUUGAUUCUUUUAGUAUCUCAAAUGUUAAUUAGAAUAAUUGGAAUAACUUUUUAGACUUUUCAAAUUACCUUUCUUGGGAAGUUUGUGCAGUGUUUAGUUCUUCUUAUGGGGUAAUGGUUUGUUAGUUAAAAACUGUAACUAAACUAACUGGUCAAACAACAUAUGUCUAAAAAACACUUACGGCUUUAGAAAAUUUGGGAAUGUUAUAACCUAAACAUUUUUGCUGGUAAUUUUUAUUUAUAGAACUAAUAUUUGUGUACUUAACAUACUUCUGGAAGUAUAUGCCUUUCUUAAAAUGGUUAAUAUAACCAAGCAUUCAGUUUCAUGGCCUAGCUAUAGAAUUGAAUAUUUUAGACCGGGUUACCUUUGGCACAGUCAGUGCUGUGUUUGGGGUAAAUGCAGUAACGUUUAGUUUUCUACUUUGUCUUGUAUAAAGUAGAAACCAUGUGUAUGUUAUGUUUGUCUAUAAAAGGAAAAAUAUAUACUAAUAUUAAAUAAUUUCUUAUGACUGUGAAUUACUCAUUUAUUUUUCCAAUAACUGAUAUUGUACAUUCCUAGUGCUAUUAGGUAUGUAUGUAUGUAUGUAACUUUUACAGUUUUUCAACUGAAAGUUGUAUUUCAUUUGAUCAGGGCUCUUUAAUCUCAUUUUAAUUAGCUUUGUUUGAAUUAACUGUAGCUGUUUUAUUUAUUCCUGUAUUAACAAUCUAAGCUAACUGUAAUGCCAUGCACACUAAUAAAGAAUUGAACAUUUGUAGUUGUUGGCAGUGAACCCAACUGGUGAGUUUAAAGCUUAAAAUAUGGGAGUGAUUUGCUGCUACAUCUUCGAGAGAGAUAAUGCAGAAGUAGAACCUAAUAAUGAUCAUGAAUUUUAUGGAAAGUACUGAAAAAAUAUGGGGUCAACUACAGUUUCUCAUGUUGAAUGAGGAAAGAGUAGUCAUGUGAUUCCCAGCUGAAGACCUCUCAUACUCUUGAGGGAGAAUCUGCAUUUUUUGAGCUGUUAGCAGAAUGUGAAAUGCUGAUGUUUGUGCUUUGCUUUAUGAAUUUGGCUUUGUUUCAUUCGUACAUUAACUCAUGUAAAGAUGCAGCUCUUAAAUCUUACAAGUGUUGAUCUAAUUCAACAAAAAGGUAAAUUUAAAACAUAGACUUUGAUAUUUGCCAAAGAAGGUUCAUGAAACAUUUUUAUUCAAUUUCUUUGCGAAUGUUUAAAGUUAUUUCAUUUGGCUUUGUGCCACUUCCUCUCCUUUCUUCCCCUACUCCCUUAAUGUAGCAUAAACCAUGGCAAACAUUCUUUAGAAACCAGGAAAAAAAAGAACAAAUAUCUAAAAGGACAUGAAAGUUAGUAUGUAUGGUACAAUUUCACCUCUCAAAUGGGUCUAAAGAAAUGUAACUUUAUAUCAUUAAAAAAAGAUGACCAUCUGAUUUCCUUCUUCCUUUUUUAAAAUAUGUAAUCAGAUGACUUUGUAUUUGUUUUUUUGAGGAAUAUUGAUUUCUUUUACUUGAUGUGUUCUGUUUUCUUUGCCAUUCAUAUAUUUCAAAUACAAUUUAUAUUUAAAGAUUUUAAAGUACCAAAACUGUAACUGAGUACAGUGGAUUGUUUUC